Messenger RNA from Phanerochaete carnosa HHB-10118-sp, 1517 nucleotides. RefSeq lists its product as uncharacterized. The record is from RefSeq and is a predicted model, not a curated record. The transcript has 12 exons. Bases 196 to 1260 code for a protein of 354 amino acids. NCBI's taxonomy places the organism in Eukaryota, Fungi, Basidiomycota, Agaricomycetes, Polyporales, Phanerochaetaceae.
CUUACCAUUCGCUAUUCGCUAUUCUCCAUUUGCCAUCAGCUCAGUUUCAGGCUGCGUGCUUUUGGUAUAAUUAUCCUGGCCCGAUCGUGCAGGUGAAGCAGCUCCCUAGUACCCACUGCCCAAGCCCUACCUCGCGACAGACCUGCACUUCUUGGGCUUCUUUCCAACUUCUUUCUGCGCGUCGUUUGGAGAGCCAUGCCGGCUUGGAACUCGCUCGCAGAGCUCGCGCUCGAAGCAUCUGCCUUCGCAAGACUCAUGCACGCCCUCGCCGGCCUGUACUUUUGGGAGGUGGCGACAUCACUUGGAUUUGAUUGGCAAUUCAUUACAGGGGAGAAGGAAUUUCACUGGCCCUUAAUCUUCUACUUUUUGGGUCGGUACCUUCUCGUGUUCGCCAUGAUCGGAAUCCUUACAGCACUCGAUGUCACGACUGAGGUCAAUUGCCAGGCGCUAUAUACCUUCAACCAACUCGUCGGACAGGCGACCAUCGGCCUUGCGAGUAUCAACCUUGCUAUACGGACAAUGGUACUGUGGUCGCAGAACCUGUACAUCGUCGUUCCGCUCGUCUUGGUCAUCCUCGGCCAUUGGUCGCUCAUUCUCCAAGGUGUGCUGCUGAAGGCAGAAUGGGUACCAGACCAGGGCUGUGUGAUCACACACACGAAUAACACCGUGCUCGCGGCGACAUUCAUUUACAGCAUGUGCUUCGACCUUAUCGUGCUCGUUCUCACAGCCGCCAAGCUUGCGUUCCCCCGAGGUCAGCGCUCGCAGCUGAUGAGAAUGCUGUUUAGGGACGGGUUGAUCUAUUUCGUCAUUGCCUUCCUUUCGAAUUUGCUGGCGACUACGUUCAUCCUGCUUAAUUUGAGUGCAGUCAUGAGCGUCAUAUUUAAUGUUCCUUCUGCGAUCGCGUCAACGAUUGCAGCAUGCCGGGCAGUUCGACGCCUGAACGGAUGGUCAAGCUCAGGGCCCGAAGUAUUCUCGAAUCACAUUGGCAACCAGAUUCACUCCGCGCCGGUGGCCGUCAGCCGCCCGUUUGGAAUGGCGUGUACGUCAGAGAGCAUCCGUUACCCGCACAGCCGCAAGGCGUCGGGCGGUGUGCACAUCCAGGUGGGAUCUCAUUUCCAUCUUCAAGCUUGGCGCCGCAUCCAGAUGGAGUCGUUCGCUAUCACGGACUUGGAGACCACGCGCACUAAUCCGAGCCCCCCGACGUUUGAAACGAUCGAGAACCCGGAGAUCAGCGGUGAUUACAAGCGGCCACCGUUUUAAGCGAGAGGUUCCUUCUUUUGUAGAGGCUGCGAUUUGGACGUGCUCGUAAGCUGUGCAUUUUGGUUGUAGGAAACCUGCCCUUUAAAAUCAUCAAUAAUCUAGAUACACUCGCUCUAUUUGUGACGUUACUGUAACUAGAUAUCCUAUUGUAAUCAAGAAGACACACAUACUAUCGAGCCACCUAUGAAGAGAGGAAUAAGCGAAAACCUCGAAGAUUCGCUUACUACUGUAUGGUGGCAACAUCACGCGUCACACAC